Messenger RNA from Helobdella robusta, 1352 nucleotides. RefSeq lists its product as hypothetical. The transcript has 12 exons. Lineage: Eukaryota; Metazoa; Annelida; Clitellata; Rhynchobdellida; Glossiphoniidae. Gene Ontology annotation, cellular component: cytoplasm; cytosol. The record is from RefSeq and is a predicted model, not a curated record. Gene Ontology annotation, biological process: protein ufmylation. Gene Ontology annotation, molecular function: UFM1 activating enzyme activity. Bases 116 to 1303 code for a protein of 395 amino acids.
AAAUCUUCCUAAUUUUCAUCUGGGCUAGCAGAAGGGAACUCGAAACUAACGAGCGUCUUUUUUACUCCUUUUUUUUUAAAGUUUUUUCCUAAGUUCGCUUCACAUUCAAUUCAGUAUGAAUUCGCAAGAGUUAACCGAUGAAAGCCGGAGAAAAGAAGAAACUGUUCAACAUAUGGGAAGAAAUUAUCCGCGUCGUGAUAAAAUUGCAGAAAUUAGCUCGGAAGUAAAAGAUUGGAACCCUUAUAGUCGAUUAAUGGCUUUGAAACGAAUGGGCAUUGUUGAAAACUACCAGAAAAUUCGAGACUUCACAGUUGCCAUCGUAGGUGUCGGUGGGGUUGGCAGUGUUGCAGCUGAAAUGCUAACAAGAUGUGGCAUUGGAAAGUUGUUGCUGUUUGAUUAUGACAAAGUUGAAAUGGCAAAUAUGAAUCGGCUGUUUUUUCAGCCUCACCAGUCAGGUCUUAGCAAAGUUCAUGCUGCUGCAUCUACAUUAGAAUUCAUAAAUCCUGAUGUUAGUUUUGAGACUUACAACUAUGACAUUACUCUCAUUGACAAUUACGACCAUUUUACAUCAAAAAUAAAGAGUGGCGGUUUGCACGGAGGCCAUGUUGAUCUGGUGUUGAGUUGCGUCGACAAUUUUGAAGCUAGAAUUACCAUCAAUGCAAUAUGCAAUCAGUUGAAUCAGAAGUGGUUUGAAUCGGGCGUCAGUGAGAAUGCUGUUUCAGGUCAUAUCCAGUUCAUUAUACCCGGCGAGACGUCCUGCUUUGCAUGUGCCCCUCCGCUGAUUGUGGCGACAAAUAUUGAUGAAAAAUCGUUGAAAAAAGAUGGAGUGUGCGCUGCUAGUCUGCCUACCACUAUGGGCAUUGUUGCUGGGUUCUUGGUUCAAAACGCUUUGAAACAUUUGUUAAAGUUUGGUGAGGUGUCCCAUUAUCUCGGAUAUAAUGCCUUGCAAGAUUUUUUUCCAACUAUGUCAAUGAAACCUAAUCCUCAAUGUACGGAUCGUCAUUGUUUGAUACGGCAAAAUGAAUAUCAGGCCUUUAUAAAAGAAAAUCCCACUGCCGAGUUUAAAAAAUUAGAAGAGGAUCCGGAUCCUGUGAAGCAUGAUAAUAAUGAAUGGGGAAUAGAGUUAAUACACGAGGAUUUGAAAAAUAAUGAUACAAAUGAUAGAUUGCUUCUUGCUGAAGGAAUCACGACAGCAUAUACAUUACCUGAUACGUAUAAUGAAUUGCCUGGUUCCACAUUAAAAGAAGAUGAAAUUUCCUUGGAAGACCUUAUGAAAGAUCUUAUCAACGUUUCUAACCAAUGAUUUUGUUUCUUUUUUAAGAACUAUAUGCUCAAGAAAUAUUGUAAAAAAA